Exophiala mesophila is the source of this 774-nucleotide messenger RNA. RefSeq lists its product as uncharacterized. The coding region runs from base 121 to 678 and encodes 185 amino acids. The record is from RefSeq and is a predicted model, not a curated record. Lineage: Eukaryota; Fungi; Ascomycota; Eurotiomycetes; Chaetothyriales; Herpotrichiellaceae. The transcript has 3 exons.
CUAAACUCUUACAAACACUUCCUACAAUCCAAAGUAGGCUUCAGCGGAUUGAAAUUCCGUGAAAACAGUACAUCCACACUUGGUGUCUCGUGAAAAUCAACUUCCACUUUCUCAAGCAAGAUGUCACUCCCGACUACUCGACGAAUCGUGACAGGACACAACGCCCAGGGGAGAUCUAUCAUCGAGAGUGAUCAGGUACUGACGCCAGCAAACCCUGUUGACCCUGAAGGCAAGCCUCCGACAGGCAUCAUCCCGGGCUUCACCAACUUAUUCCGCACCGACGGUGUGCCCGCCAAGGUUCAAGGACCAUGGAAUGAAGUGCACGGCAAGAAGAUUGGAUUGGUGGCUCCUGACGGAGUGUACAGUCGUAUUGUGGAUUUCCCUCCGACAGGAGAUGCAGACGACAAGGUCAACAUCAUGCACCGCACACAGAGCGUCGACUUUGGUGUGGUUCUUAAAGGUUCUAUUCAGCUGGUGCUCGAGGAUGGUAUAGAGACGACGGUCGGUGAAGGUGAGGUAGUGGUCCAGCGGGGCACGAAUCAUGCUUGGAAGAACAUCACAAACGAAAACGCACGUAUGUUAUUUGUCCUGGUUCCCUCAGUGCCCAUCAUAAACGAAUCGACUGGUCAGGAAUUUGAGUUGACUCCGACAACUCAACUGGAGGAGGAUCCAAAGUAAGAGUUGUGGGCCACAUGGAAGUGAAUACAACACUUGCAACACGACAAUACCAAGUCCUUGACGACAGAUUAUGAUCAUAUCCCAUCAACAAAAGCC